AUGGAAGCCCCCGGCGGCCCGGCAUUGACGUUUAGGGCCCUUCAUCCUACGUUUGGCGCAGAAUGCUACGGAAUCGAUUUCUCGCAGCCGGUCCCCGAAGAAACAAUCAGCGAUAUCCGCGCUGCUAUGGCGCGGUACGGUGUCCUAGUCUUCCGACGAACCCAGCUCGACGACGCCGGCCAUAUUACAUUUGCGCGGCAAUUUGGCGAACUCGAUACUUCAACCGUCAUAACCAUGCCUUGGGCCAAGCAUCGAUUGGCGCCUCAUAAGGAGCUCACCGACGUGGGAAACAUUGACAAUAAGGGCCGCCUCAUCCCCAAGCAUAGCAUGGCAUUCCAAGGCGGCCGGGCCAACGGCCUCUUUCAUGUCGACUGCUCAUUUCACGCACGACGGGCUGGAUACUCGAUUCUCCGGGCCCACCAGCUCCCGCCCAAGGGGACCGGAGGCGGGACGAUGUUUGCCGACACGAGAACUGCCUACGACGACCUCGAAGACUUGAUAAAGAAAGAUAUGGAUGGAUACGUACUAUGCCACUCAAGUAUGCAUAGCAAAAAGAUUGCAGCGCCCGACUAUACUCCCUUCGAUAUCAUCAAGGCCGACGAGUUCUCCAUGAUCCGGCAGAGCGAGCCGGUCAUUAAACGUCUGCUCCAGCACGCAAGCCAGGAUAAAUAUACCUUUACCGUUGAUUGGGAAGAUGCCGGGGAUCUCGUGAUUUGGGACAAUACAUGUGUCAUGCACAGGGCCUGUGGUGGAUCUUUCCAAGGUCAGUAUAUUCGCGAUAUGAGAAGAGCAACCGUCUACGACGACUCCUCGAGCGCUUGGGGAUUAGACGCUCUGCCGCGCACUGUCUAUUGGCCUUAG
This is a messenger RNA of Hirsutella rhossiliensis, 861 nucleotides long. Its product is annotated as taurine catabolism dioxygenase tauD, tfdA family domain-containing protein. Gene Ontology annotation, molecular function: oxidoreductase activity. The record is from RefSeq and is a predicted model, not a curated record. The coding region runs from base 1 to 861 and encodes 286 amino acids. The transcript has 4 exons. Lineage: Eukaryota; Fungi; Ascomycota; Sordariomycetes; Hypocreales; Ophiocordycipitaceae.